Talpa occidentalis (Iberian mole) is the source of this 1128-nucleotide messenger RNA. RefSeq names its product myosin light chain 6B (gene MYL6B). Bases 446 to 1075 code for a protein of 209 amino acids. The transcript is spliced from 8 exons. NCBI's taxonomy places the organism in Eukaryota, Metazoa, Chordata, Mammalia, Eulipotyphla, Talpidae. Gene Ontology annotation, cellular component: myosin II complex. The record is from RefSeq and is a predicted model, not a curated record. Gene Ontology annotation, molecular function: structural constituent of muscle; calcium ion binding.
GGUCUUCUACUCUGACCCACUCCCAGCAGGACCGUGCACCCCCGCGCCCCAGCAAGAGCUGCGCCCCAGGGCAAGGGAUGGCGGGCCUGCGGCUGAUUUCCUCCAGGGGCGGCGACCUUUGAUAACCGUGUGGGGGAAGGAGGCGUCCUGGGCUGUCCGGUGCUCAGGUUCCGGGACAAGAGCCGCAGCCGGGGGCGCCUGAGUCACCAACCGCCGCCGCUGCCGGAAGCCGCUGCACCCGCCCUGCGCCGGCCGGGGAGAGGCGCUUCCCGUGAGCCCCCGGGCGCCCGAGGACUACAACUCCCGGCAAGCCCCGCGGCCGCCGCAGUUAACCCUUGAGGGCCCGCGGCCGCCUGGCACCGCCCCCCACCCCCUCUGCCCCUCACCUGGACCUGCAGGAGAUGGGUGCCCCCAUCGUCACACUGUCCUCUGGCCACUGGACAUCAUGCCUCCCAAGAAGGAUGUACCCGUGAAGAAACCAGCAGGGCCCUCUGUCUCCAAACCUGCUGCCAGGCCAGCACCAGGGACCCCUCUAGCCAAGGGCAAGGCUGAGCCCACGCCAGCUGUCCCCCUGACUCCCGGAAAAACCCAAGAGCCCCCCAUCGAUCUCUCCAAAGUGGCGAUCGAGUUUAACAAGGACCAGCUGGAAGAGUUCAAGGAGGCCUUUGAGCUGUUUGACCGAGUAGGGGAUGGCAAGAUCCUGUACAGCCAGUGUGGGGACUUGAUGAGGGCCCUGGGCCAGAAUCCUACGAAUGCUGAGGUGCACAAGGUCCUGGGGAACCCCAAGAAUGAUGAGCUGAAGUCCCGGCGUGUAGACUUUGAGACUUUCCUGCCCAUGCUCCAGGCGGUGGCGAAGAACCGGGACCAAGGCACAUAUGAAGACUACCUGGAGGGGCUUCGGGUGUUUGACAAGGAAGGGAACGGCAAAAUCAUGGGAGCAGAGCUCAGACACGUCCUCACCACCCUGGGAGAGAAGAUGACUGAGGAGGAGGUGGACACGGUCCUGGCGGGACACGAAGACAGCAACGGCUGUGUCAACUACGAAGCUUUCCUGAAGCACAUCCUGAGCGUCUGAGCGCCGCGGCCGCGCCCCCCGCCCCGGCUGUACCCCGGCCCGGCUGUACCCCG